CAAAAAGCCCCGCACUGGACUGCAACAUAGUCAAAGAGUGAAAGGGAAGAGGGCGAAAGUACCACUGGAGAUAAUUGAUUACCUACCAAUCAAUGAUAACUUGUUAGUAAUCGUCAACUCUCUGGACCUCGCCAUUUUCAGGGAGGCAUCUCACUCCUGCGGACUUGCUGCUCCCGAGGAUCGACACUUUGAAGACAUCCUGUUUUGGAUUAAGAUUUUCUUUUCUCCCUUCUCUCCUCAGUAGCUUUGUGUUUUUGUUAACCCCCUAACUGUUAUGUGACUUUCCUCCCCUCGUUUCUACGCGCUGAAUUUUUCAACGAAGUCCUGUAUAAACUGCGUACAACCAAUGAUGACAUCCAAAGAAGUGGCCAAAUGUGAUGCAGUGGAAAACAGGAGGCGAAGUCCGCUGGACCAAUUGCCGCCUCCUGCCAACUCCAACAAGCCGCUGACCCCCUUCAGCAUCGAGGACAUCCUGAACAAACCGUCAGUGAAACGAAGUUACACGAUUUGCGGCACUGCUCAUCUAAUUUCAUCUUCUGAGAAGCACCGUCCGUCCAGCAUCCCUUUAUCCAGCCGGGCUCUCCUCACCCAGACCUCCCCGCUCUGCGCGCUGGAGGAACUGGCAAGCAAGACCUUCAAGGGACUGGAAGUUAGCGUUUUACAGGCUGCGGAAGGCCGGGACGGGAUGACUCUAUUCGGCCAGAGAACCACCCCGAAGAAGCGUCGGAAGUCUCGGACGGCGUUCACCAAUCACCAAAUCUACGAGCUGGAGAAGCGCUUCCUGUACCAGAAGUACCUGUCCCCCGCUGACCGGGACCAGAUCGCGCAGCAGUUGGGCCUGACAAACGCGCAGGUCAUCACGUGGUUUCAGAACCGGAGGGCCAAGCUAAAACGGGACCUGGAGGAGAUGAAGGCCGACGUAGAGUCGGCCAAGGCCAUCGGCCAGGUCCCCUUGGACAAGCUCGCCAAGCUGGCGGACCUGGAGAAAUGCGCCAACGGCACGCUGGGCCACCCACGAGCCGAGUCCCCCGCGCGGGGCGGCCAGCAGGAGCAUGAGCUCGCUCAGAAACUGCGGACGUCGCCGCUGUCUCCCUUCUCAGACCAAACAACUAGUAAAGAGUGCUCCGAGGACGAGGACGUGGAGAUUGAUGUGGAUGACUGAUGGCGCAGCGUGGGACUGAGAGGUCGAGAAACACAAAAGACGCUGAAAAAAUCCUUGUAACUUACUGCUUAUAUUGUAUACCAUAUCUCAGAACAUGUACCAAAAUGUAAUGACUUUUAUAUCGGCACAGAUAGACCUAUUCAUAGUGACGCAUGAACACAGAGCAAGAAAUAUGCAGUGGUAUUUUACAAUGUAUUCAUUAGCUAACUGUUCCUACUUGCAAUCAAAGCAAUAUGGUCUGAAAUGACACGAGUAACUUAUUAUUUUUUUACACUACAGGCCGACACACACGCAGACACACCCUCACACGCAAAUAGCCUACACUACACUUCACACACCUGUGCCAUAAGGCCUGUCCUCACACACCACAAUGAAAGUGCUCCAGUUCCCCAUAUUUUUGCAUGUAAAUGCAUGAUUUGAUUUGUGAUCAUAAUCUAUUUAUUUUUGCUUAUUUUUCUUUUUUUUUUUUAUUUAAAUGGUUUUGUGUUUUCUGUGAGCCAAAUCGCCAUAGAAUCAUCUCGUUACUGCCGGACCUCCUCCUCCUCCCUCGUCAUCAUCUGACUGUAACCCUUGACUUCAGUUCAUAUUUGGCGUCCCGAUGCUGCAGUGCAGGACGAUGUUGGUCGGAAAGGCAAACUCGGACAUCCAUGCGUUUGUUUGGGAAUGCUGG
This is a messenger RNA of Monopterus albus (swamp eel), 1832 nucleotides long. RefSeq names its product transcription factor LBX1-like. Gene Ontology annotation, cellular component: nucleus. The record is from RefSeq and is a predicted model, not a curated record. Bases 347 to 1162 code for a protein of 271 amino acids. Gene Ontology annotation, molecular function: DNA-binding transcription factor activity, RNA polymerase II-specific; sequence-specific double-stranded DNA binding. NCBI's taxonomy places the organism in Eukaryota, Metazoa, Chordata, Actinopteri, Synbranchiformes, Synbranchidae. Gene Ontology annotation, biological process: regulation of transcription by RNA polymerase II. The transcript is spliced from 2 exons.